AUGUCUGGACUGUUGCGUUGUGAAUUACAAGAUAAAGACCCAGCCGCAAGUAAGUAUACGUAUUUCGAACACACUUAUUACCUUGUAAUGAUUCAUCACUUGCUCAACGACCAUAUCUCAAUGAAGAAUCGGGAACGAAUCAUCGAUUUUAGCGCUUCUAUCCGGUAUAUGAAGUACAUUUUCCUUUCUUAUCUCUUCUUACAGACUCAUGAACUAAUAAUUAUCUCUUUCUUUCCGGCUGUCUUUCUUGGUCUUCUCUUGAUUUCUCAGUCUGUUCAUAUCUAUCUAUCUAUCUAUCUAUCUAUCUAUCUAUCUAUCUAUCUAUCUCAUCUCAGUCUGUUCAUAUCUAUCCAUCUAUCUAUCUAUCUAUCUAUCUAUCUAUCUAUCUAUCUAUUUAUCUAUCUAUCUAUCUAUCUAUCUAUCUCAUCUCAGUCUGUUUAUAUCUAUGUACCUAUCUAUCUAUCUCAUCUCAGUCUGUUCGUAUCUAUCUAUCUAUCUAUCUAUCUAUCUAUCUAUCUAUCUAUCUAUCUAUCUAUCUAUCUCAUCUCAGUCUGUUCAUAUCCAUCCAUCUAUCUAUCCAUCUAUCUAUCCAUCCAUCUAUCCCCAUCUCAGUCUGUUCAUAUCUAUCUAUCUAUCUAUCUAUCCAUCCAUCCAUCUAUCUAUCUCAUCUCAGUCUGUUCAUAUCUAUCCAUCUAUCCAUCUAUCUAUCUAUCUCAGUCUGUUUUAUAUCUAUGUACCCAUCUAUCUAUCUCAUCUCAGUCUGUUCACAUCCAUUCAUCUAUCUAUCUAUCUAUCUCAUCUCAGUCUGUUCAUAUCUAUCUAUCUAUCUAUCUAUCUAUCUCAUCUCAGUCUGUUCAUAUCUAUCUAUCUAUCUAUCUAUCUAUCUAUCUCAUCUCAGUCUGUUCAUAUCUAUCUAUCUAUCUAUCUAUCUAUCUAUCUAUCUAUCUAUCUCAAUCUGUUUAUAUCUAUGUACCUAUCUAUCUAUCUCAUCUCAGUCUGUUCAUAUCUAUCUAUCUAUCUAUCUAUCUAUCUCAUCCCAGUCUGUUCAUAUCUAUCUAUCUAUCUAUCUAUCUAUCUAUCUAUCUAUCUAUCUAUCUAUCUAUCUAUCUUAGUCUGUUUAUAUCUAUGUACCUAUCUAUCUAUUUUGUUCAUAUCUCUCUAUCUGUCUCUUCAUAUCUGUAUGUCUGUUUAUCUAUCUAUAUACUUAUUUCAAUCUCUUGCUUUCUAUCUCAGUCUAUCUAUCUAUCUAUCUAUCUAUCUAUCUAUCUAUCUAUCUAUUUCAAUUUCUUGCUUUCUAUCUAUCUAUCUAUCUAUCGAUAUAUAUAUAUAUAUAUAUAUAUAUAUAUAUAUAUAUAUAUAUAUAUAUAUCAGUCUGUUCAUAUCUGUCUGUCUAUCUAUCUAUCUAUCUGUUUCAAUCUCUUGCUUUCUAUCUCAGUCUAUCUAUCUAUCUAUCUAUCUAUCUAUCUAUCUAUCUAUCUAUCUAUCUAUGUCGCUUCAUCUGUGGGUAUGUAUUUGUCCUAG
Molecule: messenger RNA, 1521 nt
Organism: Acanthosepion pharaonis
Lineage: Eukaryota; Metazoa; Mollusca; Cephalopoda; Sepiida; Sepiidae
Source: the annotation of a GenBank genome assembly